Messenger RNA from Sander lucioperca (pikeperch), 8352 nucleotides. It is a transcript of the gene lcorl, whose product is annotated as ligand dependent nuclear receptor corepressor-like. The transcript is spliced from 8 exons. Gene Ontology annotation, cellular component: nucleus. The record is from RefSeq and is a predicted model, not a curated record. Gene Ontology annotation, biological process: regulation of transcription by RNA polymerase II. Bases 207 to 6515 code for a protein of 2102 amino acids. NCBI's taxonomy places the organism in Eukaryota, Metazoa, Chordata, Actinopteri, Perciformes, Percidae. Gene Ontology annotation, molecular function: DNA binding.
CACAAACAUGUAUUUGGGAGGCUUUUAACAGAGCGAAUCAGUUGUAUCCGUGAGACCAAAUUCAGGGCACAAAUGUUCCAUAAUCUAAAGCCUGUCCCUCUAGCGGUGGGCUGAGAGUGUGACAGCUUAGUGCUGCAGCGGUGAACCGUUCAGCCGCUUCUUCCUGUCGUUCAGACAGAGGGAGAGAGAGGGGGGAAGGACGCACAAUGGCGACCGUGCAGUGCCCCAAUUGCACGGCCGAAAGGAAAGGGUUUCGGCGGGAACUUGAUUCUUGGCGACACAAACUGAUACACUGCGUUGGAUUUGAAAGCAUUCUGGAGGGAAUCUAUGGCACACUGCUGCUGAGGGACCUCAAUUUAUUUGAUGACUGUGAACCUGAAGAGGUGGAUGACUGGUCUCCAGAAACAAGUUGCUCUCAAUGUUCAUUCUGCAACCUUCCCCUGGACAAACUCAGCAGUGAUCAAGUACCUGCAGCCACGUCGCCCCUCUCCUCCCCCUCUGACUACUCUCCCUGUCAGGCUCCAGCCCUCUCUGAGAGCAGCCAAUCAGCGCACAGGUUCCUCCAAGCUGUGUUUAACAAGAAAGAUGUGUCCCCAGGCUGUGAUUCCAACAUCCCUCGGGUUGCCCAGGAGCUAAUGAAGAAGAUGAUACAUCAGUUUGCCUUGGAGUACGCGUCCAAGUGCCUACUCCACACUAGUACAAAUGGUGUUACAACAAGGACCUCAUCACCGUUGUCAGAAACAUCAGAUGCCCCUCUGGACCUCACAGUGAGCCGAACUGGGGAGGAAAAAGAGAGUGAAAGUGACCCAGAUGGCGUGCUCGACCUCUCCAACAGGAACUCGGCCUGCUUAGCAACUUCAUCAACAUCAUCUAAUCACAAGGCCUCAGGCUCCCAGCUGCUGUCAUCUAUGGAAGAAUCGGGGGACCUGGAACAGCGAGGGACUAAGUGUCGCCAGAGUUCUGCAUUGGGUGUUGUUCUCAGCUCGCUCUGCUCAGCACACCAUUCCUUACUCUACCAGAUUCUGAAGCUGGCACGCCAGGAAAAAUUGCUGUUGUUCCUAAAUCACAGACCUGUAGAUCAAACUGAAUCUCACUGCUGUCAUUGUGGUGUAAACCCACAGGAUAUCGUUACCCCUAAUGCAGUCUCAUUUAGUGAAUGUAAAGCCAAUAACAGCAGCCCAUACUACCCUUUAAUCGAUUGUGAUCAUCAAGGUCAUGGCAGCAUAAUGUAUCAUCCAGGAGACCCCAAAUCCAAUUGUAGCAUCCAUCACUAUCCUUUAACAGACUGUAAAAGUGACGCUCCUCUGGGCUCAAGCUACUGCUGCGUGCAGAGGUGCAGGAUGGAAACCUACACCGUUAUGUGUCCCAAGAGGCUGCACUGCAUUUCCUGCCAAAGCCUGGCUGUAGGUCAUAUCAACAACAGAGUGUGUUCAUUUGCAUCCUCUCCUUCAUUAUCCAAAUCCCCUUCACGAUGCACUCCCUCCUCUAGUUUAUGCCCUUCCUCAUCGAUCUGCUAUAACCAACACAACCCCCUUUCUUGUCCCUGUUAUCUAAACCAUGCCUGUCUGACACAGGUCAGGAAUACAAAAGAAAGAGGGGUUGGAGAUGGGGAUCCUCCUUGUCCUGUACUAACUAGAGAGCAGAGCCCCUCUCCUCCUCCUCUGUCCCCUAUAACCUCAGACAUCAAUAAGAAAACUGAUGAAAAGCCACCCUCCCUCCUUCACCAUAGACAAGAGGUGGAAGCUGACCAAAUGGUUAAAGAUGGUCUCGUGAAUGCAAGCCACCAGGAAGCAGAUGUGGAUACAACUACAGAAGUGGAGCGAGAAUGUAGGACCCCAAAAAGUAGUCCGGCUGAGCAGAACCCAAGUGGGACUUCAUUGCAAGAUGUUGUGAAUCGCUUCAGUGAGAAACUGGAGACAAUUAGACCUAUAGAGAAGGACCCACCUCCCGCUGUUUCCACAGCUGUUAAUGUCUCUGAAAAGGAUCAGCCACAGUGUCCCUCAACCAGUCAGAACCUGCAGUUUCAGGUUGAUGCCCAUUUGACUGAAAUCAUCACCACAGUGCUUCACACAGGCAGUGCUAGUGACUACAAUCUCAGUGAGCUGUUCAAUCGCCAUGAUAGCAAAGAGCCCAAGUCACCUAAUACCCGCUCCCGACGUCGCCAAGAAGUCCUUACUGCUAUAGCAACACCUGCUGAUGAUGCUUCAACCAGAAGGCAAACCUUACAAAUUAAACGGGAGCUUGCCAUGUUUGACCAGUCCUACAGUAGGAGAAAGGUACCACUAGCAAAGAGGGCAAGAUUGAAAGAUGGAAAUAUUACUGUUUCUACAUCACCCACUUCAUCAGAUUCAAACCUAGUUAAAGAGGAGUCUAAAAGAGAAAUGGAGGUAGGUGUUGACCCUGUAGAGAAUCAUAGAGUUAGCGAGGGACCACUGAACAUUCUCACUGCAGAAAGUAACAGGGAUGAAGUAAAAGAGGAGAUACAGACAGUUAUAGUAACAGAAGAAGUUCAGAUCAUUAAAGCAGAGGAGAAGGAAAGGGAAAUAUCCAGUGAGGAAAAGGAUCUUACCCUUGCAAGCACUCAAAAACUGACCCCUGAGCUGCAGAGCAAGUAUGGCAAACAAGGCUCAAAGGGUAACAGUGUACAAACACAGGUGAUGACCGUGACUGCAACCUCAGCAAAACGGUGUAGCAGUCCCCGUAAAGAAGAUGGUGGUGGUGCUGGAAGUGAUAGGAACCUGGAAGAAGCCCCAUCAGGUCAAAGCUCUGACAAUAGACCAGGUAAAGGUAAAAAUUGCUAUAGUCCUAUUAGAGAUAGGCAGAAAUGUCAAUCACACCACUCCAAGGAUGCAAGGAGAUCCAGGAGAAAUAUAGUACCUCCACAGUGGUUCUCCUCAUAUGUGACAGAGCCCAGGUUCUACGUUGGAUGUUUCUCUGAAAGCAUCUUUAACCAGGGAAUGCAAAAGCACAAGGUUUUGACAUCUAGCACCCUAGAUGCCUUAUCCAAAGAUCCAGAUGCUGAGGACACCAAGCUUGAAUCAAGGUCUUCACCUGAGCACACAUUGAAGUUUCCCUUUGAAUCAACCCAUAAAGAACAAUAUGGACCAUCCUACACAGAGUCAAAAGGUCUUUCUACAAACCAGGUCUUUCCGCAAACUUUGGCUGACAAAGAGAAGAGUCCUACAAAACAGAGCCCUGACAAUAGGACAGAUGUCAGCGACUGUGCUGCCAAGCCUUUUGGAAGGCUACGGUCAUCUCCAAAAAGACUACUGGACUCAAAGACCACUUCAAGAAAUCCCCAAAACCCAUCAAAUAUGGAUGUCACCAUGAAGUCUGCUACCUGUGUUGAGAGCCCUCCCAACUCCCAAGUCCAGUAUAUUAGUCCUAUAAAGCUCAUGUUUGUAUCACCAGUAAAGGAUAAGGAAGGGGUCAGAUAUAGUCUCAAAUCAGCAUCUUCUGGUUCGAGUGCACAGGAACCUUUUGACCCAUGUGUAGAGUCUUCAUGGUCAGGGACACUUAAGAAACCCAAAAGCCAGAGAACUAAGUCUGCUACUUCACAAGUAAAAUCCUUUUCUUCACCACUAAAGUCUGCUACCUCACCUGCAAGAUCUACUUCUUCACCAGCCAAGUCAGCACCUUCAUCAAUCAAGUCUGCUUCUUCAUCACCCAAGUCUGUUUCGUCAUCACCCAAGUCAGCCUCUUCACCAGCCAAGUCUGCUUCUUCACCAACCAAGUCAGCCUCUUCCCCAGCCAAGUCUCCAUCUUCACCUAAGUCAGCCUCUUCACCAGCCAAGUCUGCUUCAUCUUCACCUAAGUCAGCCUCUUCACCAGCCAAGUCUCCUUCAUCUUCACCUAAGUCAGCCUCUUCCCCAGCCAAGUCUGCUUCAUCUUCACCUAAGUCAGCCUCUUCCCCAGCCAAGUCUCCUUCAUCUUCACCUAAGUCAGCCUCUUCCCCAGCCAAGUCUCCUUCAUCUUCACCUAAGUCAGCCUCUUCCCCAGCCAAGUCUCCUUCAUCUUCACCUAAGUCAGCCUCUUCCCCAGCCAAGUCUGCUUCAUCUUCACCUAAGUCAGCCUCUUCACCAGCCAAGUCUGCUUCUUCACCCAAGUCAGCUUCAACAUCACCUAAAAUAGGUUCCAGAAGAUCAGGUGAUGGUACUCCAACUAAGCGUGGAGCUGGAGCUGAGAGCCAGAAAUCAUUAGGUGACUCAAUAUCUUUCCAAGAAACCACUCCAAAAAGGCGUCCGGGCCGGCCAAAGAAGCUGGGACCACAGCUUGAGCAAAAGGCAAAGAGGCCAAUUGGUCGACCACGCAAGGAGAAGGCUUUGGAUUCAGUAAUGGGGGCAAAAACUGUAAAUGGAAAAUCUGUUAUAGCAUCUGACGUUAAGGAUAAUGUAAACAGGAACCUUAAAAUAACAGUAGUGUAUGGCCGUUCUAGGAGAAACAAACGAAUGGUGUCUGAGGGCUUUGACCAGCUGCAAACAGAGUUCCAUGCUUGUCAAGCAGUGGGCCUUAAAAGUGACUUGGGCAUUUUAAUGCACAACCCUAAGACCAGCUCAGGUAGUAUCAAAACAGCCUCAACAGAAUUGUCUGAAGAAUUACAUUUUGUCAGUCCUGUAAAAGAGGCUGCCCCUCAAUCUAGCAGUAACAUCAAAUGUCAGAAGAGGGAUGAUUCUGCACCCUCAAGGAAACCAGGUAGACCUGCAAAAGUUAAAAUCUCUGGAAUCUCAGUCACAGUAACCACAGUGUCACCUAGGCAGCGUAGAAUUCAGAUAAAUAAGGAUAUUAGACGAUCUCCUGAAACACUAAUUCAUAAGAAAGUAGUCCUACCAGAAUUCAAAUCUGCCAAAGAGCCCUGGACAAUCAGUUGUCAGUCAACAAGCAAAAGCAGUCAAACAGAAGAAGGCAUAGAAACGGAGGGUGAAAGUAAAGGCAAACUGCCAAACCAGCCUGUAGCAGUGCGUCACUCAAUGAGAGUGAGAAAGCCAUCGAUCCACUUACUGCACGCUGUUGCCACCUCCACCUCUAGAUCAUACAGCCACAGUAAUGCCCUGCUACGGCGCUCCAAACAACUUCUGCUGAACAAGGCUAGCAAUGAAAGGAGACAGGGGGAGCAAAAGAGUAGUUUAGAGACUUCAAGGGAGAAAAGACUGCUCUGUGGACAAGAGAGUAAGAAAAUCUCUCAGGACCUGAGCAGAGUGGCAGAGGUGUCUAUAGACUCAAUCUUUACCCCAAAAGACACGCUAAGGUGGUGGGCAGCAUCAGCUGAGGAAAAUACGAUGAACCAGGAGCUUGCCAGGCGAAUACGACUUAUCUCUGACACUUGGGUCUCAAACACUGUGGAGAACCAAGAAAAAGAAACUGCCUUCAAUUCAAAAAUAGGCACUAAAGGCAACAGUUCAUUUACCAGGAAUUCAAAACAAUCCUCUGUGGUACGAACGCUGUUCGACUGUCCUCUUAACAAACCAAGGUCCUGUAGCAUGCCGCAGCUCUGCUCCUGGUUUAUGCAGACCACAGAGACACAGUCUCUGGCUAUUGUCAAGAAGGCGAGCUCCCGUAAUCCUUACGAAUUUAUGCACUUCCCUCGUUCUGCCAUUAAAACAAGUGUUUGCCACAGUCCUCAGGCAGAGCGACUCCGCAAACACAUCAAGAAAUUUGCCAAAACGGUGCCAAAAAGUCCUUUGCAACAUCAACAGGCUCAAAGAAGGUUGAGGAAAAGAACUGAGGCACUUUUAUCAGUACAUAAGAUUAGGCGUCAACUUUUCACUCCCAGGUUUGCAACAAGCAGACUCAAUCAAGGAGCCCAAUGGUGGAGAAGCAGAGCAUUUGACAAAUACCGGACCACUCUAUUUAGAGCAAGGACAAGGUUCCUAACCCGGAAAGAAAGGGAGAGGUUGCGAAAGAGGCAGAGGAAUAAGAAAAACAUAAAAGUAGCUACAACUUGUUCAAAGGAACAUGUAGUGACUGGACUACAACCAAAACGUAAAGCAUUACGCAGAUCAGCAAAAGAUCAGUUAACUGACCGUAUGGAGAACAGUUCUGCCACCAGUUCUGUUGACCAAACUCAGGAGCCUAUGGAUGUACAAAAAGAGCAGAACCUCUGCUGUAAAGCCUGGAGUCCUGAGACACUCAAGGAAUGUCGGGUGUUUCUGAGAAAGAUCAACUCUCCAGACAAUGAAUCAACUGAGGAAGAGUGGGACUCCUGUACUGUGACACUGGAUGAUGGGUCACCUUCUGCAUACCUCUUUGCAGGAAGGGAGAGAGAACUGGUAGGAGUUGUUAAAGCUGUGAAAACUGAAAGAAAAAUGAGCACAACCUCAAGAGAGCUAGCAGGUUCUGCACCUAAAUCAGUCCAGGAGCAGGAUGAGAUGUCAGUGGGGAGGCAGAAAGGCAAAUACAAAAGUCCUGGGGUUGUGUCUACUGAACCACCACAACCACCACCAGCAAAGAUGUUGAGACAAUCGCGAAUGAGGGGCCUAACCGGGCCAAGAUGGUGCGACUUUGUGUUGGAAAACUAAAUGAGCAUGAAGCCUCCUCCUACCUGGGAAAGGGACUGUGGUUUAACGUGGUGCCUUUGGACAUUGAGCUGACCACGUGGACUGACCAUCUCACUAUGGUUCAGUCUUACACUCAGCAAUUAUGUAGCAGUCUAACUUAACAAAAGCUUGAUGUUGCACUAUUUUUAUCCAUGGAUAUGUAUGUACAGAAAUGUUUUUUUUGUUUUUUUUUUAUUUUAUUGCCUUUGUCUUUCUGAACGCGUAUAGUAGAUCAAAUCAUUACAUUAAACAGAGUUUUAUCGGGAUAAGUACUUAUACAGCGAGCCCUGUCAGUGUGGCUGUAUUGGAAGGAAAGGCAAAGUGUGACUGCAUAAAGACAGUGCCAUCUCCCCCUUAACAUACCUCAUUAUCAAGGCCACCACAUAUUUCAGACAAUGACCUUUUAUUGUGAAUCUUAACCUGAAACCAUAAGAACGUACAGCCCUAAAAUCCCCCCAAAUUAAUUUAAAUGUAUAGUCACUAUAUAUAUAUAUAUAUAUAUAUAUAUAUAUAUAAAUUGCUAAUUUAAGUUUUUUAGAAUUGUCAAAAGUAUAUUGAAAUUGAAUGACACUCUCAAUCCGAGCCUUGUUUGCAAUAUUUUUCUUUGAUGCUUUAGUCACUGUUGUAUUGCAAGCCAGUAGCCAAAAACGUGGUGUGAAUGAAGGACGCUUAUAUAUCCACCAAGCCCCAUUUUUACCCCGAACACUAUCUGUGUAUGGGCCCCACCUAUAAAAUUGUGUAUUGAACUACAGUAAUUGGCCAUCCACCUGUACUUAAACCAAAUAUUUUGUCAUUAUUUCUUAGUAUUAAUGAUAUCUAUUGUCUUGGCACUAAACUACAAUUAACCCACAUGUUCUAAAUGAGUGUGUGUGAAGUGAUGAAGAAAAUGACAUUAUGCAGUGAUAGAAAGUAGAUUCUGAUUCAUUUGUUGGUUUGUGGGCUCUGUCUUGUUUAAUCUUUGAUUUUAUUUAAUUUUUUCACCCAAAACAGAUACUCUGUUGGUGUUGGAUCUACUUCUUGCACUAUCCCAUCUGAGAUUAUUAUUCCCACUACACAGAUUCCUCCCCCAUAUUUUGCACAUUCUGUGUCCCACUACCAACCCUUACUGUAAACUAGAGAAUCUAUUUGGUGCAAUACAAACCCAGAUGAUUUCAGUAUGUAAUAAAUAUUUUAUUGCUGACAGACGAAUGGAUGUACACAAGUACCAAUGGCCUGGGAAGUUGUUUCCAUAGCCAUGUAAAGUGAUUUUAAAGGAUAUCGCUAUAGAACCCCCCCCCAAUCUGCUUCAUUUCCCUCAAUGAAGCAGAAAAACAGAUCCUAGUUAUGAUAGCAUUAGUUUUUUUUCACAAAUGUACUAGCAUUAUUUGCAGUUGAAAUGCAGGUGGGAAAUGUGUUGCUGUUAAAGAGUUUGGGUUUUUUUUUUGCAGCCAGAGACGCCUACCUCCACGGGGGCUCAGCUAGGCCUACUGCUCUUUUGCUUAUCAGGCGUGUGAUAAAGGACAAAGAUGAUCGGUUAACACUAACCUUGGAUCAGUAUCAUGUUAAAAGGGGCAGGUAGAUCCAAGAUGUAUGGCUGUAGGUCAAAACCUAAACCUGUAGUGUGUAUUAUGUGUCUUUACCCUUGUAUGUAUGUCACUGUGGUUGCUGUUUCAACACAAGUGUUGUGGGGUGGCCCAGUCUUGUGAUCAGCGCUCUGUUGAAAAACCUGGUGCUAAACCAACCUGUUGUAUAUUUUUUUUCUUUAUCAUGUUUUUAUACUGUCCAUUACAGAUGCAAAAAGAGGUGUCUGUAAUUGAAACAAUAAAGUCUUUUGAAAUAA